GAGUUAUUACCAUUAGAACGCGUUUGAAGUGUCAUACCCCAUCUUGAAGAAAGAGAAACAAAGAAACAUUUUAUUGAUAUUUUCAAUCAACAUUAAUAGAAAAAUCAGUUCGUAUCGGUCAAUUUAAUUGCAAUAAAUCAAAUAGUUAUCAAAUUGUGUUCAAUUAAUAAUCGUAAAGCCAUUUUCAACAGAAAAAUGAACGAGGAAGAUUUCUUUGAAGAAGAUUUCUUCGAAGCUAGCAGUAGUAGUCAUUUUGAGGCCAUUACUUCGCAGCCAGAUUAUGAAAGAGUUUAUUUAUCAGAACGUGAUCUGGCAUUAAGAAAUUGUUGGAGUAGCUUCCAAGAAUCAGCAACUUCCAUUGCUCAGCUGUACAAAGAUAGACUAAGUACCAAUGAAACGGGAGCACUAUGGUUACCUUUUCAAACCGCUGCUGGAACCGUAACUACAUUAUAUAAAGAAUCUUGUGAUGGUAUGAAACGAACAAAUGAGGCCGCCGUACAAUAUGGAUACCAAAGAAGGACUAGAGAACUGGCAGAUUGGGCAAGAAGUAAACGUAGAAGAUAUAUUCGUAAAGACGAGUUAUUAUCUUAUUUAGCUGGUAAAUCGCCCCCACCAAUACAUUCUAAGGUCUCCACACAUCAUCACCAUCAUCAUCAUUCAAAUAACAUAAAAUCAGACCAUCCGACUACGUACACACCACACUCUCAAAAUAGUGAAGUCGAAAUGCAUACAUUUAAAGAGGCGCUAGCUCGACGAUCUCGGGCACCCGAGUUAUAUACAUUUGUAGCUGGAGAAAUAGCACGUCAUUGUAAACGUUCAGCCAGCCCGUUAGAUGUCAAUAUGGACGUGCAAAGCAUGAGUAACAAGAGACAACGUUUUCUGUAGAAGAAGAACCCACUUCUACGAGCGCAGAUUUUUAAAUUUUACAUUGGAUCCAAAAUUAGAGAAUGAAUGAAAUAGUUUACAAAAAUGCCAUUAUGUCGCCAGCAUACAUUUUUCGAGAGUUAUUUAAUUUCGAGAAAUAUAUAAUUUAUUAUGUUUUCUCAUUCGUUGUUACUUUUCGAUUUUAUCAAUUUCUUAUUCUAUCUUGCGGCAACAAGUUUGUGAUUUUGACUGUUUGUAAAAAAGAAAGAAAUGAGAUGAGAAUAUGUUGAGACCUUGAACUGAAUAAUGUUAACUUUUUAUUUGCUCCAUAUCUAAUCUACCAAAUAAAUUUUGAUUGCCGUU
Messenger RNA from Bradysia coprophila, 1227 nucleotides. RefSeq names its product HUWE1-associated protein modifying stress responses. Lineage: Eukaryota; Metazoa; Arthropoda; Insecta; Diptera; Sciaridae. The record is from RefSeq and is a predicted model, not a curated record.